CUGUCGUCGCUGUAGCUCAGGGAGAUCGCUCACCCUGCUCUAGCCGGGUGAUACGUGCCACCACCACCAGCUGUCAGACACUGCCAUCCCUCCCAGAUCAGUACUGGCCCCACCUGCAUCUGUCGUCGCUGUAGCUCAGGGAGAUCGCUCACCCUGCUCUAGCCGGGUGAUACGUGCCACCACCACCAGCUGUCAGACACUGCCAUCCCUCCCAGAUCAGUACUGGCCCCACCUGCGUCUGUCGUCGCUGUAGCUCAGGGAGAUCGCUCACCCUGCUCUAGCCGGGUGAUACGCGCCACCACCAACAGCUGUCACACACUGCCAUCCCUCCCAGAUCAGUACUGGCCCCACCUGCAUCUGUCGUCGCUGUAGCUCAGGGAGAUCGCUCACCCUGCUCUAGGUGCAGUUUACGCCUCAAGUGGGAUGUAUUAGGCUUCAUCAAGCACGGGUGCCAUCGCCUACCGCCGUCACAGUACCUAGAAUCAUGAAUCCUACCCCCAGUCACGUCUUCCUGCAAACUGGGAAAGAAAAUGCUGACAACUUUAUGGAAGUUUUCCAUCACUUCCCAUCAGUGCCUUCCUUUCUAAAACGGGAUGAAUACGUGUCGGUGAGGAGCAGCAAGGUCAGCCGUGAGGAGCAAUCUGAACUGUUGACCUUUGUCCCAGACAUCGAUGGCUGUGUCGUCGAAUGGAAUGAUGUAACAUACAUCAAACAUCCAAUAAGAAAGGUUUCUCUUUGUGCCGACGACAGUAGGAGUUUAAGACCAAUCCACUCUUUCCUAAGGAAACACCUCAGAUUAUCAGGACAAUUGGCCAGCAACCUACGGAAGUGCUGUGGAUUUCAACUGAUGUACGAAGCUGGGUGGGAAUAUUGGAUCGGGUUGGUGCCGCCGGACGGUGGCCACAUGCCGUUCGAUUCAACAACUUUGAGGAAACUCACGUACAAUUGGGUGCUGCAACUCAGGACCCAGCUGUCCCAAAAUCUCAGACAUCUACUUGAAGAUGGAUUGGCCAUAAACACUAUAAGCAAAAACAAUCUAUCGGCGAUGAAAACCGUCACUGUCCUUCCAGACGACCAAACAGCCAUCCUCAAUGCUCUGCAUGAGUCCAUCAAUGCAGUGGAUAGUCCCCCGGGUUUGAAAAAGAUAGUCUUCAGCUUCCGUUUUGGGGAAAAAGCUCAGAAAGGAAUCGACAUUCCCACUUUAUCCAGCCGGGCCCUGGAUGCCAUCACUGCCCAUGUCGGGGUUAAUAUACGCCCCCCUCCAUGCACAGACGUCAUGUGGUCGCGGUGUGGCAUUUGCAGCCUAGUUGGACAAAGGGGUACACUGAGCAGCUGUAUGUCGUUUUUUGAAAGUGGAAACUUUCAAUCAAAUCUCGAUGGUAGGUCCAUGGAUGUGACAACAGAACUGUUGAACAUCAGCAAAACACCAAAUGACGUCCGGUUUGUUCAGCUAUAUGCGGACAUUCCACAUCAGCGACCGAAAACCAGGUAUCACCCCGUGUGUCUGGAUGCAUGGCUGCCAACAAAGCAGUGAACCAUGUCACUAAAGCAUCUUUCCAACGAGAUUCUUUGGAAUACCUCAGUGUGGUUGCAAACAACUUCUCCAUCAUGAGAAACUUCCAGUGUCGUCUUGAGUUUGUGACCCGUACUCCAACCAGCAUCACUGUACUGAAGCCACUCGAUCUUAUGGAUAAAGAACACCUUCAGGAUCUCAUCAGCAGCCAUGCUUUAAUCACACCCUUUCAUCGCGGAAGUUUGUUUUCGGACACUGUUGCAUCGGUUGUGGCUAAAAUUGGACUGUACCUCGUCCACAAGCUUAAUGCAACUUUGGAUGUAUAUAAAGGUACCGGGAACUGUGCUGCGGUGUGGUGUGCCUACCAGCUAGAGCUGGCCCUGGAGAAGAUGUUGUGGGGCAACCCAAUUGCCUGGCAAUCUCAUCAGUGUGCCGUGAACCUUGGAGUUGGCCUUGGUAAUCCGUCUCAAUGUAAGACAGACUCUCUAGGAUUUCUAGCUCUGGAACCCUGGGAAAAGUCCACCCAGUGUACUGACGUGCCACCACCACUAACAGUGUGGUCUUCCAGUGACCUCACACAAAAACAAAUGAGAAGAGUUUUUGGAUUCCAUGACCUGGUGGAUGAGCCUUCUCACAUUGUUGGUCGACGGGCCUUGAUGAUACUGAUUCAAGACUUCUACCAGAUGGGUGUGAGGUUUGGCAUGUCAGAAAGUGACUUCCUGCUCUUUCUGAAGGGACAGGGCCGAACACCCCCUACAUCAGGAACCACCACAAUAAACCAGUUGACGCACCAGCUGUCCCAAGCGGAGGGCGUAAAAUUUCCAAUGGUUUGGGGUGCCAUCAUUUACAUGCUAAGGAGCAAGGAUUUAGGUCAAAUCAUUAAAGCUGGCAUUAAAGAGCUUGACCUACUCUAUUUCCCAGCUUUUCGUCUCUAUGACCAUCAGAGACAUCCAAAUUUUAUGUGGCACACAAGCUUUCAGUACCUGGCCAUAUCUGAAAGCUGUACAGAAGGACAGCAUAGGGCAAGUGUUCUUACACAAGUUGUUCUUACUGAAAUGGAAGCCCGGAAACUUGCGCACAUCUCUAAUCUUCGACGAGAAUUUACUCGACCCUUUCCAUGGAUCCUGCCAUGUGCCAACAAACUGAAAGCAAAGGCCUUGCCUGAAAGGAAACUCGUCACUGUAUUGACAUUUGUGAGCUGCGUAGCUCUGUUUCAGAAUGAACGAUUUGUGUCGUACUAUGCGCUCAGAAAGCUGCACGACGAAUUGCCCAUUCGUCAGCAUGAACUAAUAAGACUGGAAAUACUGGGCAAACUUCCCGUAUCCAGAUUUAAUAUGUUUCAACUGCAUCGUGUACACCAGACCAUCCCAUUCAUACUCCCACGUGUCCAAACAUCUCAACCACCUGCACAGAAGCCAGAUCAACAGCCCACCCCAGUGGUUCACACCGAUGAAUUACCAGAGGAAGGUGUUCCCGUAGGCGAAACGGUCGUGCCAAUCCGCUCCCGGCAUCUUCCCUGGGACUCCAAACUGGAAUGGCAUUCUGAUGAAGUGAAACUUCUGGAGGACUUGGAGGCACAGAAUGACCUUGCUCCAAACAAGCAGUCUUACCUGCAGUACCAACGUAGAUGUAGGUUGCAGCAAGUACCAGACCGCAGUUUUCCUGCAUUUCGAGCCAAAGUGUAUCGCUUUAUGUGCAGAAAGUAACACACCCAUCAUUUUGUACUACUUCAGGCCAAAACAACAAACCUACUGUGUAUAUCAAUUGUUAUCAAUUUCUCAUUGUUAAUUUUUUUUUGCACGGUUCUAAAGUUGAUUCUGCAAAAUAUUCCAUAGCAUGAUUUUGGAGUUAUCCUAUAUAGUAAAAUAUUCUAAGACGUUCGUUCGAUUCAGUCUGAAUAUCCCAAAGUUUUCUGAAAUGUGUUGAGUCUUCUGGUGUUUAGCAUAUCUUAGUGUUUGUUCAUGAUGAUUUUAGUGCUGAAGAAUAUUAAAAGUUUCACCUUCUUUAAACUUUUAAAUACCACUUUUCCUAAUUUCUGAGUACAUCUCCUUUCCUGAAAACAAUGAUUAACUUAAUUCCUGUUGUUUCAGAAACUUCUAUAAUUAUUAGAAUACAUUGAGUCAAUGAAGUUCAUGUACUCACCCUCACUUCGUAUUAUUGAAAAACUUAUUCUCAGUAAAUGAGGGUGUAUGCAGUCCAAUGUAAGUCUCCCUCUCUUCUUCCAAAGAUAUUUAAGAAUUAUAGCUUGCUGUGUAAAUACAUCAUCUGUUGUGCAAUAUGUAGGCCUGAAUCCAGCUUUAUUCUCGGAGCCAAUUUUGUUAUGAACCCACCACUGAA
Molecule: messenger RNA, 3850 nt
Organism: Haliotis rubra (blacklip abalone)
Lineage: Eukaryota; Metazoa; Mollusca; Gastropoda; Lepetellida; Haliotidae
Exons: 5
Coding region: 1513-3219 (568 amino acids)
Source: RefSeq, a predicted model, not a curated record